AUGACACCUGCAAGGCCAACUACACCAGUACCAGUUAUGCAUCCAAAUAUGAGGGUCACUGAUCUCAUUAAUCAGGAAUCAAAGGGAUGGGAUGUUGAGUUGCUGGAACAUUAUGUCAAUCCUGUUGAUAUAUCUUUUAUAAGGAGUUUGUCCAUAAGCACAACUCAUCGGCAAGACACGUUCUGCUGGAGCUACACAAGGAAUGGCCAAUACACAGUGAAUGGCCAAUACACGGUUAAAUCUGGAUAUUGGGUGGCUCAUAAUCUAUUAAGGACAGAGGAAGAAAAAGAAGUGUUAGAGCCAAGUAUCACUAAGCUCCAAGUAUUUUCUUGGAAAUUAAAGGCGCCUAAGAAAAUAUGUCAUCUUAUAUGGCAAUUGUUAACCGGUCAUGUGGCAGUAACGAGGAACUUAGUAAGGCAUAAUAUGAGGAGAAUAGACAGAGACCCUUUGGAGCUUGUGCGGUAUGCUGAAAGUGAAUGUCAGAAAUGGUUCAAUGCGAAUGAGAUGGUACCAUCAAUCGUACAAGAAAACAACAUGGAGGAACCCCAAGCCAUAAGCCUGGAUAACAUUUGCUUGCUAGAUGGAUCUUGGACAUCCUCUGCUCAAUUCAGUGGAUGUGAAUGGGCCUGGAUGGACAAUGGUUAG
This is a messenger RNA of Brassica rapa (field mustard), 645 nucleotides long. RefSeq lists its product as uncharacterized. NCBI's taxonomy places the organism in Eukaryota, Viridiplantae, Streptophyta, Magnoliopsida, Brassicales, Brassicaceae. The record is from RefSeq and is a predicted model, not a curated record.